This is a messenger RNA of Rhodotorula toruloides NP11, 867 nucleotides long. Its product is annotated as acyl-protein thioesterase 1. Gene Ontology annotation, biological process: protein depalmitoylation. Gene Ontology annotation, cellular component: cytoplasm. The transcript is spliced from 10 exons. The record is from RefSeq and is a predicted model, not a curated record. NCBI's taxonomy places the organism in Eukaryota, Fungi, Basidiomycota, Microbotryomycetes, Sporidiobolales, Sporidiobolaceae. Gene Ontology annotation, molecular function: carboxylic ester hydrolase activity; palmitoyl-(protein) hydrolase activity. Bases 1 to 867 code for a protein of 288 amino acids.
AUGCGCUACUCGUACAAUGCCCCGACUGCACCAGCGCGGUGGAUCCUGCUCGCCGUCGCCGCCUUGACGCUCUUCCUCCUCCUGCGGCCAGCGCCCCCGAGCGAGACGGGCGAGACGGAGGACGUCUCCGAGAUGCUCAAGAUGUACCCGACGGCGAGCGAGGCAGAGACGGAUACAGAGGUGCUCGGCAUCGGCAGACACAGCGCGACCGUCAUCUUCCUCCAUGGACUGGGCGGAUCAGCAGCGAUGGUGUUCCCUCUCAUGGAGGUCAUCCGGCCAAAGUUGUGGCAGGUGUCGUGGUUGAUGCCCAACUCGCCUCUGCUUCCCAUCACCGCGGCAGACGGGAAAGUCGGGCCAGCCUGGUUCGAUAUCGACUCGUUCCCCGAAAAGACCGACUUCGACCCCCCUCUUCCAACGCACGAAGACGAAGUCGCGAUGAAGAAGGCUGUCGACCGGGUACACGCGUUGAUCCAGGGCGAGCUGGACAAGGGAAUCGACUCGGAUAGGAUCGUCCUGGCUGGGUUCUCGCAGGGUUGCGCGAUUAGCUUGUUGGCGGGCUUGUCGUCGAAGGAGAAGCUCGGAGGGCUGAUGUGCAUGUCGGGCUGGCUCCCGCUUGCGGAUCAGAUGAAGAACGGGAAGCACCCUUACCAGACACCGAACGCGCACAACUUGCCGGUCUGGAUGGGCCACGGCGACGCAGACCAGACGAUCCGACACGGCUGGGGACUGAAGACGCUCGAUUUGCUGCAUGGGAUGGGCUUCAAAGACGUCGAAUUCCACACUUACUCUGGUCUCACGCACUGGACUCGCGCGGACGAGCUGCAAGACAUGCGGAAAUGGCUGCAGAAGCGGCUGCCGCCUACAUAG